Aedes aegypti (yellow fever mosquito) is the source of this 3093-nucleotide messenger RNA. RefSeq names its product protein maelstrom homolog. Lineage: Eukaryota; Metazoa; Arthropoda; Insecta; Diptera; Culicidae. The record is from RefSeq and is a predicted model, not a curated record. Gene Ontology annotation, biological process: negative regulation of DNA-templated transcription; spermatogenesis; piRNA processing. Gene Ontology annotation, cellular component: P granule; nucleus. The transcript is spliced from 4 exons. The coding region runs from base 420 to 2279 and encodes 619 amino acids. Gene Ontology annotation, molecular function: sequence-specific DNA binding.
ACUCAAGUUUUGACGGCUACCGAUGGGAGACGUCUCGUUUUGUUCUCGCGUGAAAAAAAAACUUUGAUGUCUGUUUUCAAUGUGCGCCGCGAUUGUGUUGUGUAAUUUAAUGUAAAAAUAUUCGUAAUAUUGUGGUUUAUCGCCUAUAAACUGUGUUUUGAGAACUAAAAUAAUCCAAAAACGUAUGGAGAUUGUGUAACACGUUAUUGACAAAGGAACUAAAAUCAAACGCACAUCGCGUCCGACAUCUUGAAGAAGCAUCAGCAUUUCGCCAUUCUGAAAAUUUUGGGGUGUCGCGCCAGGUAGAAGAAAAAAAAAUCCUUGAAUCCUUGUCAGCUGUCGGAAACCGGUUUGGUCCCGGCGUGGAACUGCGUUGCAUUUUUUUUAUUUGCGUCGCGCUAGACACGUGAAGAAGAGCCAUGGCUCCUAAAAAGUACAACAAACGGAACCACCAGCCGAAGGGGCCCUACUACUUCUUUAUGAUGGAGUUCAAGAAGAAGCAGGAAGCCGCUGGACACAUCUUCCGCGGGGGAGUGCACGAAGUGCAGCAGCGAGCAUCUCCCUAUUGGAACACAAUGACCAACGCGCAGAAGGAACCCUACCAGAAGAUGGCCCAGGAGCACCGGGAUUGGCUACGGGAGAACGGUGAAAAGUACACCUCGCAGGGUAUUCCGCUGACGAUGGUGGAAGCCGAGCAGAAGGCCAAACAGGCGAAGGGAGAUCUGAUCAAGAACACGAUCAGCGACAUGCUGGACAAGGCCGUUGCCAAUAACGAGCUGGAAAAACUGGAAUUUUACUUCAUCUCGUUUGCCUACUUCUGCGUGACAUCCGGAGGAACCUACAUCCCGGCCGAAAUGGGCCUGGUCCGGUACAGCCUCAAAGACGGUGUCAUGGACAAGCUGCACAUGUUCAUCGAUCCGGGAAAGCUUCCCCUGGGAAUGGCUUACGAUGCCAAGCAGCACUCGGAGAGCGACCACCAGCUCCCGAUCCCACCGGACGCCAAGGGAGAGAAGGACAACGACGAGAUCAUCCUGAAGUUGUUCAGCUUCCUGUCUCAACAGGAAAAGAUGCCUCCGCUGUUCACCGAGACGAACGACAUCCGGAUGGUGGAAAACAUUCUGAAAGGAAUCCUGAACCAGGGAUCGAUGGACGAAAACACUUUGCUGGUUUGUCCCCUGUCGGAGUUGUUCUACCAGCUGAAGCGAGCUACCGAAAGCUUUGGAUUGGACAUCAAAACCUUCCCCUCGGUACACAUCGCUCAGGCCAUCAUCCAGAAGGACGUGUACGAGUACACCAAGGAUAUCUCGUGCGAGUUUCACGAGGACCAGGGCAACGGCAAGUACUGUCCCCUGUCCCGGUGCGUCCGCUGGGCCUACAUCAUAUCGGACAGUUGCUGUUUAGAUUUGAGCAUCGAGAUGAAACCGGGCCGCCACCUGCCGAUGAAUGCCGAUACGGCCCUCUGCAACACGACGGAAAUUGCUGAUACCAGUUCAUACAUCAGCCAACAGAUGGACAACUGCUCGUUUGUGUCCUCGUCGGAGUUGACCCACUUAACACAUCCAAAGAUGAAUAAGCUUCCCAAAAGCCACUAUGACACGUUCGACGAUAAGAGUAAGGUGUUCAGUACCAGCCGUGGUCUGAGGGCAUCGUAUGACUCUGAGUACAGUCGAAAGAAGAUCAAGGAUGAAUAUCCGGCCUUGGGCGACUCGAUGAAGUACGAAACCUCGAGCACCACCAGCAGUAGCAGCCGCCGCGAGUCUUCCUCUCGCAGUGCUUGGGAGCGAUCGUCCACUCGGGACUACUCGCCGCCGGCACGCAGCUCGUAUGACCGCGAUUCGUACGAUCGGCGUGAUCGCGAUCGGGACAGCAGCCGCCGUGAUCGUGACCGUGAUCGCGUCGAACGUGACUACUAUAGUGGCAGCAGUCGCGAUCGCGAUCGUGAUUACUACAGUAGCAGCAGCCGCGAUUACGGUCGGGAUUACGAGCGCGAUCGUUACCGUCGUCGUGAUUCGCCCGAUCGUCACCGUGGCGAGAGUAGCCGCAGCAGCAGCGAUUAUCCGCGGAUCAAGCAGGAACGCCACUCGCCGGACUCGGAUCGCGAGGAGUUGCAAUCGAUUUCGUCCCGGUCCAGCGAUGCCCACAGAGUGGGCGGAUAUGGCCGUGGAACGCUAUUCGCUACACCGUCAUCCCCUUCGCCUCCCGGCACCAGCUUCUCGUCCAGCGAUUUCCCCGAACUGGGAGCAGUUCGGAGCGCCGGUCGUGGCAUGUUAAGCAAGUAAGAGGUGUCAUGUUGGGGGGAGAAUAUUGAGAAUAUUGACAACAGAAGUAACGAUGACCUACAAAAUGUUAUCGAGUUACUUAACACUGCUCUCAGCAUGUUGGAGCACGAAUCUUCUGUUCUUUGGAAGGUUCACUAUUUUUAAGGCAAGUUUUGAACCAAUUGUACACAUUAAGUUUCCAAAGUUUUAAUUUGUUUUGGUCAUGGCUUUUUUUCCUCUUUUAUUUUAUAUAACUCACCUUUCAUGUUUCGUGUCACAUUUCUUUUUCCUAACAACUCAUUACACAUUUUUUCGUUCUCACGGAAAAACAUAGAGAAAUUGUAAAUUUCAGUAUCGUGACAACCAGUUUUUGAAGAAUAUCUAUGUAUGUUCAAUGUUUAUUUUCCCUUUAAUCUGUAAUGUGCUGUGUAAGAUGUACCAAUGAUGAAAAAUGCCAGUUUAUAUCGCUUGUAACAAAAAUGAAAACACAAUUUGAAACACAUAAUUAAAACAUCCUUCAAGAAGGAAACUAAAAUUUGAAAGACAUUGUUUAAAAAAACAGCAUAUAAAUGUUUCUCCAAUUCCUCCCGUAUGACUCGAGAAAAGCAUUCAAAAGCGAUAAUAUUGAUGCACGUAAACCGAAUAAUAAUAAUAGAAAUACAAACAUAGGUGUGUAAGGAACCGAAAAGAACAAAGAAAUAUAAAAACGCAUGAUGAAAUGAUACUGAAAGAACGAAAGUCUACAAAUGGAGGUACCAUUAAAAUGAUCCUUAACAUAAAAGGAUGCAAGAAAUACAAAUUCAAUAAAUACAAAGUGACUUGAAAUUACGUAAAA